GGAUAAUGAAAUCCACGGCCCAUUUUAAACCAAGUGCACAAUUUGCUUAUCAAUAUUUAAUUGGCACACUGAUCAAAAGUAUAAAUUAAAUAAUAGAGUAAAAUUGUUAAUUAGAAAAAAGCGAACAGCUUCAAUAUAUUUCCAUAAAAAUGUAAUUGGAAUAAACCAAACUUUAAAUUAUAUCAAUAUUUCUUGAUCGAUAGAUAAAUCUUGUCUGAAUGCAUCUGAAAAUAAGGCCAAAGUUAGGGUUAUUUUAAGAAAUGGUAUUUUACGAUAUAUUUAAAAUAGUUACCUUUAGUUACAUAGAAUUUGAAAAUUCUUUUUUACCUGUGCCAUAAAUGUCUCGUAGUUUUUGCCUGCUGUCAGUGUAAUAAGAAGCACAAUAUAUAUGUAUUUUGGCCGCUGCAGCUGUCGCGGAUUAACCAAGGUGACCGCUUAUUAGCGGGUCAGGAUUAGCGCCAAUUGGUAGGUAGUCCAGACAUCGCUGCAGCUGCGCUCUGCUGCAGACACACAGCAAGAUGAAGAGCCACCUGAUGAAGAUGAAGUUUGACGAGUUGUCCUAUACGAACACCUACGGCGCCCUGGAGCUGGAGGCAGCCGCAGCGCUCCUCAUGCUGCGCUAUCAGUACGAUAUUAGUGCGGUGGGCGGCACAGGUUGCACUGUGGCACAGACGACACCGCCGCCGCCGCCACCGCCACCAGCAGCCGAAACGGAGAAGAGCACGCCCAAGGAGCAAGUGCGUGCCGUUGUGAAUGCCUCGUCGCAGCCGCUCAAGAAGCGUCGCAUACCGCCGCAUCUGCUGCGUCGCUCCCUGACGCCGGCCAAGGCGACGCCCAGCAAUGUCGGCAACGUGACCAAGGCCAAGCUGAAGGCGGUGCCCGCGGCGGCGGCAUGCAACAAGGCGCUGCUCAAGUCGUGCCGCAAUAUGAUACGCGAAUUCCUGGACAAUCAGGAGCUGAUUUAAGGAGGACCAAAGAGACUCCCUAGGAGCUUUGCUUUUGCUUUCAUCAGUUUUGAUUUCAUUUAUUUAUUGCAUAUAUAAAUUUGUUUCAUUUAUUUUUUUUUUUAUAAUAAUAUUUUUCAGAAUAUUAUUUUUUAUAUAUAUAUAUUUUUUUAUACAUAUCAUAUCGAAAGAUAAGGUAUUUUUCAAUUGGAAGAACAGGUAUUGUGGCGACACUAAAGUGCUAAUUAUUAGCUAUUGGCGGUGUUUAAACUUAGGCAUUACACGAAAGAAAACAAACAAAAAUUAUAUAUUAAUUAUAGUAUAUAUAUAUAUAUAUAUAUAUAGAUGUAUAUAAGUUUAUGUGUACUUAAUUAAUGCGGCUAGUUAAUAA
Messenger RNA from Drosophila montana, 1335 nucleotides. RefSeq lists its product as uncharacterized. Lineage: Eukaryota; Metazoa; Arthropoda; Insecta; Diptera; Drosophilidae. The record is from RefSeq and is a predicted model, not a curated record. The transcript is spliced from 2 exons. Bases 519 to 965 code for a protein of 148 amino acids.